Kuraishia capsulata CBS 1993 is the source of this 306-nucleotide messenger RNA. RefSeq lists its product as uncharacterized. The record is from RefSeq and is a predicted model, not a curated record. The coding region runs from base 1 to 306 and encodes 101 amino acids. The transcript has a single exon. NCBI's taxonomy places the organism in Eukaryota, Fungi, Ascomycota, Pichiomycetes, Pichiales, Pichiaceae.
AUGGUUACUGGAAUGGUUACUGGAAUCGUCUCUGCUGUGCAAAUGAUCGACUGCGGCCUCAUAGGCAUCAUUACCAAGUUCAACUUGAGAAAGAAGAAGCAAAAUUCGAACCCCAAACAACAGAUCGUGUCCCGGCUUGAUCUAAUGAGAAGAGAACAAGAGAAUAGCCAGCCUUCAGAAUCCCAUCUCAGGUCAGGAAUCCAAACGUUUAAUACUGUUGAAUCCAGCGCAAGCGUGCACACGCAUGACGAGUCUGCAGACUAUAAAGUGAUCAAAGACACCAACUGGAUUGUUCAGCCUAUAUGA